GCGUCUUUCCCCUCUGCCAGCUCGUUCGUCAUGAGCCUGGUGCCCACGCUGCUGCUGGUUGGCUUCCUGCUGCUCGCUCUGAGACGGGGCCCCCUGGGAGCCGGGCGCGGGAGGCGAGGGGGCGGGCUCUUCAGCGUCGGCGAGACGACGGCCAAGAUCCUGAAAGACAGCAUCGACGUGCGGUUCCGAGACGUGGCCGGCUGCGAGGAGGCCAAGCUGGAGAUCAUGGAGUUCGUCAACUUCCUGAAGAACCCCAAACAGUACCAGGACCUAGGCGCCAAGAUCCCCAAGGUCCUUCUCCACGGGGGUGGCUGGGUCCCCUCGGCUGAGCGGGUGGAGCGCUGCCCUGGGCUGAGCUUUCUGGCCAGCAGAGAGGGGAGCGAGGGCAGGGUGCAGGCACCCCAAGGGGGCCACCGAACAGCGGGGCCGCGUGCCAAGGCCUGUGGCUCUGCUCUCUGGCCCCUGUGGCUUUAUUCGCGUCUCUUGGUUACCCUGGGGCGAUGGGUCAGCCGUGUGGGCGGGGGUGCCGCGUGCUCUGGGGGCCACCGAGCGGAGACGGUGCCUGGCUCUGCGGAGCCCCUGCCGACUCCCAUCCCCGUGGAAAGGCAGCGGCCCCUGGGGCCCUGGCAGGAGGCUUGUCACCCCCGGGUGUGUCUGUUUCAGGUGCGGGACAUGUUUGCCUUGGCCCGCAAACACGCCCCCUGCAUCCUGUUCAUCGACGAGAUCGACGCCAUCGGCCGGAAGCGGGGCCGGGGGAACUUCGGGGGGCAGAGCGAGCAGGAGAACACCCUCAACCAGCUGCUGGUGGAGAUGGACGGGUUCAACUCCAGCACCAACGUGGUGGUGCUCGCAGGAACCAAUCGCCCGGACAUCCUGGACCCCGCGCUCACGAGACCGGGGCGCUUUGACCGCCAGAUUUACCUCGGCCCGCCCGAUAUCAAAGGCAGAGCCUCCAUCUUUAAGGUCCAUCUCCGGCCCCUGAAGCUGCAGGAAAGCAUCAGCAGAGACGCCCUGGCCAGGAAACUGGCUGCACGGACCCCAGGAUUCACAGGUGCUGACAUCUCCAACGUCUGCAACGAGGCUGCCUUGAUCGCCGCUCGCCACCUGGGGCCCGCUGUCGCCGAGAAGCACUUUGAGCAGGCCAUCGAGAGAGUCGUGGGGGGUGAGGCCGCUCAGCGCUCUGCGGGGGCACGGCCACAGGGCUUUCCGGGGAACACGGAAACGCUGGACAGGGGGGGGCGAGGGCACUUUCCCAGCAUUCCCUCUGGCAGGCCCACUCGGGAAUCCAGGAGCCUGGUCCCAGCCUGCCACCAGCUGCCUUGUCCCUCGCAGGUGUCCAUCAUCCCGCGGGGGCGGGGCCUGGGCUACGCUCAGUACCUGCCCCGGGAGCAGUACCUGUACACCAAGGAGCAGCUCUUCGACCGCAUGUGCAUGAUGCUGGGCGGGAGGGUGGCCGAGCAGCUGUUCUUCGGGCGCAUCACCACGGGCGCACAGGACGACCUGAGGAAGGUGACGCAGAGCGCCUACGCCCAGAUCGUCCAGUUCGGGAUGAGCGACAGGCUGGGCGAGCAGCUCACGGAGAGGCCGUACAGCGAGACAACGGCCCAGCUGAUAGACGAGGAGGUCCGGCGCCUCAUCAGCUCCGCAUAUGAGAGAACCCUGGAGCUCCUGACGCGGUGUCACGCCCAGGUGGAGAAGGUCGGGAGGCGUCUGCUGGAGAAGGAGGUGCUGGAGAAGGCGGACAUGGUCGAGUUGCUGGGCCCCAGGCCCUUUGCGGAGAAAUCCUCCUACGAGGAGUUUGUAGAGGGCACCGGGAGCUUGGAUGAAGACACCUCCCUGCCGGCAGGCCUGAGGGACUGGAACAGCGAGCGGGAGGAGGAGAGCACCUCCUAGCAGUGAGUGCCCGCUGGGCGCAACCUGCCUGCGCUGCGGCCAGCCCCGCCUCUGGGUGGGCACCAUCUCCGCAGAAGCUGACGCCCAAGCGCGGCGGUUAGUCUUUGGGGUGCCCCAGGACUCCGCGGUGGCUUCCACAUGGUGCUAGCUGUGGUGCUGCUCUGCCUCCGGCCUGGCCGCCCGCUCAUGCCUUGGCACGAGGCACUCCUGGCCCGGGAGCCGGGGGCUCCCCCAGCUCUGACGCUGGCCGUGUGCGUUCCUGGGGGCCUGGCAGCAGGUGUCUCUAAUCCCCAGUGCUGGGCUCCAGCUCUGUCCCUGGGUAGCUCCUCUCCCAGCCAGGCCUGCGGGGCAUAAAGGGGCCCUGGCUGCUGAAAGCCGAGAUGUGGCUUCCUUCCUCGAGCCGGGCCUGGCUUGCAGUUCCAGCCGUGUCCUGGGGGCAGCCCUGCCAGGGCCCACCAUGCGCCGCGGGCUGCUGAGCAAGCAGCAGCUGCACCACAGGGCCCAGCCGCUGCCGCCCCCCAGGGCAGUGCCAGUGGGGCAUUUAGUGACGGGGAGGAAGUGCUGCACCUGGCCUGUGCUCCUGAACCUGGCGCCGGCGCCUCCCUGCUCCUACCUCACCAGCCUCCUCCGCCUGGCCACAGCCGGGCCGUCCUCCAAGCGCCUUCCCCUGCAGCCCCGUGGUGGUUGGGCUCUGGAAUCCCGGUCUUCUGUGGCUCUGACGGCAACCCCCCGCCUGUUACACUGACACCCCCUGCCCCGGCUCAGCUGGUCGCCCUCGGGCACCUUCCAGCCCCCUGGCCUUAGGAACCGCAGUCUGAACCCCUCAGGGCCUGGUUCACUCCUUGCCUCCGGCGCCGUCCCGGGGCAUUACUCGGCCUGCAGCCAGUGCAGGUACCUCUGGGCAGGGAGCAGUGAGUCUCCGAACCUGGAUCAGCUGCCUUGGGCUGAGCCCCGGGUCUAAGCCGAGCAGCCCGCCUGCCGGGGCUGGAGCAGCCGUUGACCUAGCAGAGCCGCCCUGCGAGGUUGUGCAGGCCGGAGCGUUUGUAACCGUCUCACAACCCCCGUGGUGCCAGCCGGGGCUGACUCCCCACUGCCAGACACGCAGCUUGGCUCAGCAGUGCCCUCCAGAGGCCGUUA
Molecule: messenger RNA, 3030 nt
Organism: Pelodiscus sinensis (Chinese soft-shelled turtle)
Lineage: Eukaryota; Metazoa; Chordata; Testudines; Trionychidae
Source: RefSeq, a predicted model, not a curated record